Vidua chalybeata is the source of this 3168-nucleotide messenger RNA. Its product is annotated as protein ccsmst1. The record is from RefSeq and is a predicted model, not a curated record. Lineage: Eukaryota; Metazoa; Chordata; Aves; Passeriformes; Viduidae. The transcript is spliced from 2 exons. Bases 1 to 378 code for a protein of 125 amino acids.
AUGAUGUGGGCGCUGGGUCGCUGGCGGGCGUGGCGAGCCCCGUGUGGGCCCGGGACUCGGCGGGGUCUGGCACGACGGCGGAACCCGGAGGGUGCGGCAGGCGCGGAUCGGGAGGGCGGGGGGCCCAUUCCCUUCUCCGGCAGCAAGGCCAGUCCGCGGUUUUGGAGCGUCAGCCGGUCGAUGGGGAGCGACCACGAGAGGCCGUCGGUGAACGUGCUGCCCCUUAGUGUACUAGGCACGUGGCUGUUGCUAUGGUGUGUGUUCAGAGAGAAAAGGGAGACCGACGAGCGACUGGAAGCAGUUCUCUCCGGCCAGAUCGUGGUCUCAGACACGGUCCAGGAAAGCAGUGCCCCCCUUCAGCUGCUGAAGGAGGACUGAGGACGGGAGUGCGGCUGCGGUGAGGGAGCUGACAAAAGUUUGCUGGCAUUCACCUGGUUAAAAGCUGUACUGGCACUGUAAUGAAAAAAAACUUGUUUUUCUAGUUUUUCGGCAGCCUUAUCUUGAAAGUUUGAUUUCUUCAAGCUGUUUUCUGUGCCGGUCUUGCCGUAGUAAUUUCACUGGUAGGAAAAGGUGUCGUUUCUGAAUUGUGCAGGUAGGGAUGAACAGGAUGUAUUGCAAAUCAACUUGAACUUGAAGGAAAGUUUUAUACAACCCAUCGUUUUUCUAUGGAUCAUUUUUCUUAGCGGAUUGUUGUAUUAAAAAAUACCUAAUGUGAUUGUCUGUGAAAUUGCUGCUUAAGGUGACUUUCAUUUGACAUUUUGGUAGUUACAGAAUAUGUUCAGUUUAUAUUGAAGACAACUGUAAAGGAAUGAUUCUUUACUAUGCAGUUGUGUUCAGAAUUUUUUUCCUUUUGUGUGUAAUUCCACUCACUAAUGUAGAAAUUACCUUCAAGGGUGCAUGCUUUCUGGACUAGAACUUUCUAGGCAUGGUUGAUUUAGAUGGUCAACACUGGCAGGAGAAUAUUUUGCCCAAAAUAAAAAUGUUUGGCUUGCAUUGAGGAUGUCGCAUUGAACAAUACAGUACCUAGGCUUUUUGUGCAGCUUCAUAGAUAUUCAAGCUUGCACUCUGGAAACUUUUCUUGGAGAGGAGGAAUGUAAAAUACUAACACGACCUAGUUCCCUUCAAAAUUAGAGGCUUUUCUUAAGUUUUCAAAUGUAAAAAUGGAAAAUCACGUAUGCGUCAUGAAAAUCCCUAAUUAAAACCCAAACACAGAACUGCCCAAACACAGCUUCCUCCACAGCUUUCUCCUUUGAACCGGCCUUAGCCCAAAGCUGCUUUUACUGCUCUGCCUACUGUUAGGAUUCUGAAAACCACAAAGCCCAGAGCUCCAGGCCUGCUGUAGCUACAAAAGACACGCCAAGGGGAACACAGAAUUGCCACAACAUGUCUCCUUCCCCACAUUUCUGCUUGGCACCAGCCUCACCUCCAUGCACCUUUUGCUCCCUCACUAAUGGUUUCGGAUAUGCCUAGGUUUAACAUUAUGCCUAGAGUUAGGGUUAGCAUUAGGAUUAGAGUUUGGGUUUUUAACGGCUUGAAUUCAGGGGAACAAUCCCCCUUUUUCCGUCAUAUAAGAAAGUUAGGAAAAGGGUUAGGGUUAGGAUUUUAAGGGCUUGAACUGAGGGGGAAAUCCCCCUUUUUCCAUCAUAUAAGAAAUUUAAAGUGAGGAGAACCUCUCUUUUCCCAGUAUUUUGGGGGACUAAGUUAAGUUAGGGUUUGGGUUAGGGUUAGGGUUUUUAAGGGCUUGAAUUGAGGGAAAUCCCCCUUUUUCCAUCAUAUAAGUCUCAUGGGUGUAAUUGAACUUUGGAUUCUGCAAUGUAGUUUUGGUGAUUUAUAAUUUAUAUAUUAUCCAAAAAUCUUCAUUGGAAAUGUUAUGUAACCAAUUAUGUACUCUUAAACCUCAGUCAAAGACUCAAAGUGUGAAUAUCCUGCUGCCUGUAAUGCUCAGGAAACUCUCUUAAUUCAUCGAGACUUGCUGAGAACCCCGUUGUUUGAUCAGAUGAUAGACAUGUUGAGAGUAGAACAGGUUAGUCACUCAUACUUGAGUUUUGUUUUGUGGUUUUUGUCUGGUUUCUUUCUAAAACUUUAGAAGCAUUUGGUCUGGCUGGUGUAGCCCUGUUUACAUGGCAUAACAUUUUAGUUACUCAUCUGUGUCUUUGUGCAUGUCAAUGAACUUUGCUUCUCCACACAGCGUCAAGUGUUUCUGUAGAAAUGAUCUGAAAGCAGCUUAUUCAGGACAGCUGCAGUCUGUUAUUGGGAUACCUUUGCUAUAUACUUCCUUGUAUAUAGCAAAAAUAAUCUUCUGCCACAAAAGAAUAUGCACCACCUUUCUCUACCUUUUCAAAUUCAGUCAGAUGCAAAGCCUUGUCUUCCUGAAUCUAUUAAUUUAGCUUCUUACCCAAGUGAAUUUCCGUCUGUUUUUAUGCUUUCUGAAUUUGCUUCAUACAUGCGUUUUUUUUAAAUUCUCCUCUUGGAUGCCCUUUGUUCCCACCCAUUUUCCCUCCUGGUAUGUCAAAGGAUAUCAAAAGGCCAGCUUUUAUGAUAUCAACAUUAGUUGUUGUGAAAAAUGCAUAUUUUAUGAUUGGCUUUACGCAAUAGUUACAAUGAAUAUUAUAUGUGUAUUGUUGGAAAGUUAUGCUGUAUUAAUUCUCUCAAGUAGUGUGUUGAAUGUAUUUUUAGGUUAUAACACAAUGUUAAAAUAGAAACUAUACUAUGUAAGAUACUUUUUAACUAUCUCAAGAAAGAGAUGAGAUAAUCAAGGAAUUCUUCGCACAAGGAUAACAAUUACAGAAACCCCUAAAUUUUCCAGAGGAGAGGAAUUUAUGGCUUUCCUUAUCAACAGAAACGAACUUCUUCAAGCCUGAUUGAGACUCAAAGGGAAUUAACAGAAACUUUUGGACAAGUACCAGACGAAGUUCUUGUUUUAAAUAAAAUAUAUGCAUAAUCAUGAAGUGUUUUGUAUAUGCAACAGGCUAUUGCUUUUAAGGUGAUUCCUUUGUUCACAAGACAUGCUUGUCGUGGCUUAAGUGCCCGAGAGCAUCCGGACGUCCCUAACUCUUUGCUUUUUAUUGUCUUGCAAUUGUCCUAACUCUAAAUUUUUAUUACUCUAAUUGUAUUACUAUUUUUAUAACAAUUUUAUUAUUAUUAAACUUUAAAACUUGUAAAAACCAA